AUGUCUGAAUAUUUAGAGCAGAGCGUUGAUUCGUUGAGUUCAGCUAUUGUUAUGAUGCAACGAUCGAUUGAAAAAUUGAAAAGAGAAGGUGAAGCUAAUAAUAGUCUUACUGGGAGCGUUUUGCAGUCCAAGAGGGUAUUUGAAUUGAUAUCUGGGUAUGAUGUUGAUCGGGCUAAGUUGGCUAAGAGUGAAGAGGUCGAUCCGUUGGUUAGGACUCUUAACGACAAGCUUGAUAAAUCGUUGGGUAAAUUGCAAAGGGAAUUGGAUACUCUACAGCAGACCUAUGAACUGAAUAAGUUGAGAUUGAAUAAUAACAGUGCUGGUUCUAUGGAUGUGGAUGUUAGUACCGAUAUGGUUAUUAUGGCGUCUUCUACUAAUGAGGAGCUGGAAGAAUUGAAAGAAUUGAAAUUAACGAGGGAAGCAUUGCAAAGACAGUUACAAGAGCUACAGGAUGAGGGUUUAUGA
Molecule: messenger RNA, 465 nt
Organism: Vanderwaltozyma polyspora DSM 70294
Lineage: Eukaryota; Fungi; Ascomycota; Saccharomycetes; Saccharomycetales; Saccharomycetaceae
Gene: SPC19
Product: Spc19p
Exons: 1
Coding region: 1-465 (154 amino acids)
Biological process (GO): attachment of spindle microtubules to kinetochore
Cellular component (GO): DASH complex; spindle microtubule
Source: RefSeq, a predicted model, not a curated record